This is a messenger RNA of Gossypium raimondii (Peruvian cotton), 738 nucleotides long. RefSeq lists its product as uncharacterized. Lineage: Eukaryota; Viridiplantae; Streptophyta; Magnoliopsida; Malvales; Malvaceae. The coding region runs from base 26 to 550 and encodes 174 amino acids. The transcript has a single exon. The record is from RefSeq and is a predicted model, not a curated record.
AAGUGAGCUGUAAAUUGGACGGCAAAUGCCGGUUUUUGUGGCUUUGGAUGUUUCUUUUUAUAAUCCCUGCAUUCCUCUUUGCUCUCAAAAUUCAUUCUUCAUGGCCGCCGCACCACAAGAAAAUCCAACCCACGCCAAAGAAACCUGGCCAUUAAGAAACGACGGAAACGAAGACUACUCCCAAGAUUUCGAAGACCCGGAUUCGUCCUUCGGCUGCCGUUGUUUCCGGGGACUUUUCCGGUGGCGGUUCCGGCUCCAAGGGCAGGGGUACUUGCUGCAACAAGAAGAGGCAAAAGAAAGCUGGUUGAAGAGGAAAGCCAAGGAACUGAGAGAGGUAUCGGAGGUAUUGGCAGGGCCCAAGUGGAAGAAUUUCAUACGAAGGUUCAGCGUUUAUGGAGCCAACAAAAAAAGGAGGUCGACGAUGAAGAUGCAGUAUGAUAUUCAGAGCUAUGAACUCAAUUUCGAUGAAGGGAUCCAUAGAGAAGCUGAUGCUGCUUUCCUUGAUUUCUCUGCUAGAUUUGCAGCUCCAUGUGGGAUCAACAAAGGGUAGAGAGAGAGAGGUUGGGGGCUUAAAUUUAAUAUAAUUUUUUUUGAGGGGGUCAAAAAGAAAUUUUACCAUUACAUUGGUUUAUAAGUUUAUUUGCCCUGAAUUGUUGAGCAAGACCAUUCUUUUUGUACAUUGUUCAUAAUCGUCAUAUGAAUGAUAAAUGUUAAUGAAAAUCGGUUUGUUUGGGUGUA